Suillus clintonianus is the source of this 2137-nucleotide messenger RNA. RefSeq names its product laccase. Gene Ontology annotation, molecular function: copper ion binding; oxidoreductase activity. The record is from RefSeq and is a predicted model, not a curated record. NCBI's taxonomy places the organism in Eukaryota, Fungi, Basidiomycota, Agaricomycetes, Boletales, Suillaceae. The transcript has 13 exons. Bases 398 to 1939 code for a protein of 513 amino acids.
AACUUAGCCGUCUAGGACCAUGAAUCGAAACACCUGGAAACCUCAUUCAGGCACUCCAGCCAAUCCACGCGUCUUUUUUGGAUGUCACCCGGCUUCAAAGAACUCGCAUCACUGAUGGCCAGUAUCACAUUGUGAAGCCGAGGGCUUUUGACAGUUAAUUGAAAAUUUCAUUCCACAGGACCGUAACGCAUCCGAGUUGAUUGGUGGAGACCUAGAUGCUGCUCAGACGGUACCACUAUCGGGUAUCACCGCCUCAGUCGAUGGUUUCGAUCUACGAAUCGGAAUAUAAUCAGAUCGACCCUCGGGUCCAGAGAGCGAUACCACGAGCACUACUUAAGCUGAGGGAUGCGUUGUGUUUUGCUCAUCAUCCUCCUAGCGUUAACUUGAGCAUUGGGUCAUGUUCCAAUACUAUCUAUUCUUGUGCCUCCUAACAAGCCUUCAGAGUUACGCUGUGACUAUUGGCCCAGUUUCUGAGCUCGUUAUUGCCAAUGGCAAUGUAUCUCCAGACGGGUUCCCCAAGUCGGCGGUUCUUGCUGGAGGCACUCAUCCCGGACCCACUAUCAUGGCCCAGAAGGGGGAUACGUUUAAGAUCAACGUCACAAACCAAUUGAGUGACGAGACGAUGCUAACGAGUACCAGUAUUCACUGGCAUGGACUAUUCCAGCAUCAUAGUAACCAAAUGGACGGCGUAGCAUUUGUUACGCAAUGUCCUAUUGCUCCAGGUCACUCUUUUUUGUACGAUUUCAAUGCUCGCGACCAAGUAGGGACCCACUGGUACCACUCUCAUUAUGGAGUCCAAUACUGCGAUGGUCUGCGAGGUCCGCUGAUCAUCUACGAUCCUGACGACCCAUACCGUUCAUUGUACGAUAUUGAUGACGAGUCUACCAUUAUUACGUUGAUGGACUGGUAUCACCUGCCAUCGCCUCAAGUACAGAGACAAGUAACUGCCGACUCAGUCCUUAUCAACGGUGUGGGGCGUUAUGAUGGAGGGCCGGAUGUGCCCUACGCCGUCAUCAACGUUCAGCCACGAAAGCGGUAUCGUUUCCGCUUACUGAAUAUGGCGUGCAAGCCCAACUACAUUUUCUCGAUCGAUGGCCAUAAUCUUACCAUAAUCGAAGUUGACGGUCAAUACGUCAAACCGCUCGUAGUAGACUCUAUCCAGAUCUAUACUGCGCAACGGUACUCCUUCAUUCUAGAGACGACACAGCCGGUUGACAACUAUUGGGUGCAUGCCGAUCCGGACGCAGGUACAAACGCCACAGCUAUCUUGCGCUAUGCAGGCGCUCCCAACGCAGACCCCAAGAACAGCACAACUUUAAGCUCGGCAGCUUUGAAUGAGACUAGCCUACACCCCCUGACUCCGUCUUUGUCCCGUUUGCUGCAGGAACCAGACAUCAAACUCGACCUUGUUCUUGUUAAAAAUCUGUCCAAUUUCAACUUCCUCGUCAAUGGCGUCCAGUACACUUCUCCCAGUAUCCCUGUUCUACUCCAGUUAUUGAGCGGUGCAAUGACAGCGGCGGACCUGACACCCAACGGGACCGUAUACACUCUGCCACGGAAUAAAGUUAUCGAAAUUUCCUAUAAUGCCGAUGAUGCCCCAGGAGGCCCUCAUCCAUUCCACUUGCACGGGCACAGCUUUGCCGUCAUCAGAAGCGCUGGAAGUACCGGAUAUAAUUAUGUCGACCCCGUCGUGCGCGAUACCGUGACCACCGGCAACCCCGGUGAUUAUGCAACUAUCCGCUUUAUCACCGACAACCCCGGGCCUUGGCUGUUGCACUGUCAUAUCGAUUGGCAUUUAUACACCGGAUUGGCUUUAGUAUUUGCAGAGGCCCCUGAAGAUGUGGCGGCUUCUCAGCCUUUCAAUAGUGCUUCGAAGCAGCUCUGUCCGAUAUACAAUAGCCUUCCUCAACAAAAUUUCCCUCUCCCUCCUGUUGAUUGAUGUAUUUUGGUCCAUACCUCUUUUCUUGUUCAAAUGCAAUUGAUAGAGAGGGUAGGAUAUUUAUAUAUGUACGGCAGAUAGUAAAUUAAUAGCCCCCACUUUUCAUGUGAAAGCGAUGUUCGAGGUGAUCAACAGCCAUCUAGACUGGCUAUUCGUCAUCAGCAUACAACUUGAAUUAAUUCUGCCGGUAUUGUGUAU